GAGACUACGCUGGGGAAAAACCCAAGACAGUGCAUCAGCAGAAGUAGGUGUGUCUGCUGACUUUUAACAUUUCUUCCAGGAAGUCGAAUUUUUGUCUUGAAGUUAAGUGCUGUCCGGUGUAACCGGGUGUAACAGCAGUGCCUCCAGCCUUUUGAUAAACUUUUGUUGCUGGCCGUCAUGUCGGAUUCUUUGGACCGGUCCACCAAGAUCCACUUGUUGAAGGAGCCUGUUGUGAAGAAGCUCUGUGAGGUGUUGGAAAAAUCCAGCAAUAGAGGAUGGCGAAAACUUGGAGAGAUAGUCGGCAAUGACAAGCGUAUUAAAGUCAGCUCAAACGACAUGGAGAUGUGCUCUCUGAAGGUGUUGGAGCUAGAGGGAAGCCCGAGUCGCAUGUUGCUGAGGUUGAUGGGAGAACGAGGCUGCACCACAGGUCACCUGGUUGAAUACCUCCAAAUUCUCGGCAACUCAGAAGCCCUGCAGUGCCUGAAACCAUCAGCCCUUCAGAUCCUCAUUCAGCCCCAGUCAGUGGCUCUCAUAUCUGGCCACAAUCUUCGCCUGAGCUGCCACGCUGUGGGAAAAUCUCCAGUACAGUACCAGUGGUUCAAGACCAAGGAAGAGGUGCCAAACAGCUUCUCCCCAGACCUGGUGAUAAGUCCAGUCCAUCUGAAGGAUGCUGGCUUUUACAUCUGCAGGGUCAACUGUGGAGAUACUUUUGAAUUCAGCCAGUGGGCUCAGGUGGACGUCCUGAAUGUCACCAUGUCUUGCGGGCAGAGUUAUCAUUCCUUAGAGGGUCGGCUGAAGUUGGUGAUCCAACCCCAGCCCCAGCGGCUAAAUGUUGGAGAAACCCUGCAGCUGGAGUGUGGAGCUGUGGGACGGCCGAUCCCUCGAUACCAGUGGCACAGAAAUGGAGUUCCGGUCCCCAACGCCACAAAGAGGAAACUCAUGAUUCCUCACUCGAUGCAGGAUCAGCACGGCAGGUAUCGUUGUGAGAUCAGCAGCAGCACAGAGAGAAUGUGGACCAAUGAAGUGGACGUUGUUAUUGCACCGAGGAUAUCUGUCCAGAUUUCAGAGGCAACGGAGUGCUCUGAAGAUGAUGUUUACGGCAUUGGAGGAGGUUCCAGUGAAUUGUUCCUAAAUAGUAUUCCAGAACAACUUUAUGCGACUGACAAAGUGGCCCUGCUGAUCGGCAAUCUGUCUUACCAGAACCACCCGCAGCUCAAAGCUCCCAUGGUCGACGUGUAUGACCUCACCAACCUCCUGCGACAGCUAAACUUCCAGGUGGUUUCACUGCUGGACCUCACAGAGUCAGAGAUGAGAAACGCUGUUGACGAGUUUCUGUUGCUGCUCCACAAAGGAGUCUAUGGUCUGCUGUAUUACGCUGGUCACGGAUAUGAGAACUACGGAAACAGUUUCAUGGUGCCUGUAGACGCACCAAACCCGUACCGGUCAGCCAACUGUUUAUGUGUGCAGAGCAUCCUAAAACUGAUGCAGGAGAAGGAGACAGGCCUCAAUGUUUUUCUGCUGGACAUGUGCAGGAAGAGGAAUAUUCAUGAUGACAGCGCUCCAAACAUUGUCCUAAGGGUUACAGCCAACAUUGUCUUCGGAUACGCUACGUGCCAGGAUGCCGAGGCUUUUGAGCUGAGUUCCAGCGGCUUCACCAACGGUGUGUUUGUCAAGUUUUUAAAGAAGCGGCUGCUAGACGAUGAGAAGAUCACCGUGGUGCUGGACAGAGUCGCUGAGGACAUGGGUCAGUUUGACGCUACAAAAGGAAAGCAGGCUUUGGAGAUCCGCAGUAGUCUGUCGGAGAGGAGAGCUCUGACCGAUCCUAUCCAGCCCGGCGACAGCGCUGAUCUUGCUCACUAUCGCAGCCUCCAGUGGGCAAAGACUCACGAGCUUCCUGAGAGUAUGUGUCUCAACUUUGACUGCGGGGCUCAGAUCAAGUUGGGCUUCGCUGCAGAGUUCUCCAACGUGCUCGUCAUUUACACUCACAUCAUUAAGAAGCCCGAGGACAUGUCCCUCUGCCAGGCUCACGUCACCGACUUCUCACAGGACCUUGAUGUGGAUCCUAAAGAGAUGAACAGAGAGACUCCAGAGGAGACAGGCAUCUACCUUCUGUCCAGCAACCUGCCGCAGCACUGUCUUUACACCAGAGUCAGCUCACUGCAGAAACUCAGGGAGGAGCUGGUCUUCACUGUGUGCCUCCAGGGCACUUUCACCGCCAUGGAUGACGAAUCUGUCCACUGGACCAAAAGCAUCAACAUUGGCAAGCCACUGAUCGCACGACUGGACCUAAACCGGGCCAUGCGGCGAAAUAGCUGCAUGCAGACAUGCGGGAUGCCUCACAGCCCAUCCCACAGUCCCUGUCACAGCCCCGGGCCCGAACACCACCUCCACCUUCAUUACGGGUCACACCAAGCCCAGGACUACAGCCGCCUGUCACCGUCACAGCACCACUACCUGGACGUCUACGAGCGUGUUCAGGGUGCAAUGGGAGGCUGUGGGGAUUCCUUCUAUGACCUCAAUAAGUCUCGCUAUGAACCUGUGUAUGACUCAGCUGCUGGGCUUUCAAGUUCACCAGGCCGGCUCAGCAUCCCUAUAGAGACCACUGACGACAUCAACGAGCUGCAGACGGUGUUCAUCAACAGUCUGCAGCUUCAGCAGCCGUGAAAAUGUCUAACGUUUUGUAUCUGGAAUAUUAAUGCUCUUUCUGUUAUAUGUUGUGACUUAAUACGAUUUUUUUGAAUAUUAUAUUCUUCCAGUUAAAAGCAUUAUUUUCCUCGACAAACUGAAUUCCCGCAUCCAUUUUUAGAAGAAUUAAAAAGUGUACUUCAGUAAACUGGGAUAAUUUCCGUAAUCAUGUUUGGCAGAGGUGUCAAUUUACCAAUAACUCAACGAAGAAAAGUAAAGAUACUGGAUGCUAAUAGUCAAGAUCACAGUUCUGAUUUUUCUUCAGAGCUGGAAUUGUACCUCAUACAAACAUUUGUUUAAAAAAAAAAAAAAUUAGCCAAAUGUGCACAUUUGGUCUAAAAAACAAUCUGCAGUCAGAGGAAAGGGAGGCUGGAGGAGCUCCCUCUGCUGUACAGGUAGAAUACAUAUCUAAGACCAUCAGCAGAUUUUUUGUAAUAUAAUUAACUAAUUAAUUAAAAGGAGAGAAAGUCAUGGUUAAAGAAAAAUAAUGAGUAGAUAAUUUCACCCACUUUCCA
Etheostoma spectabile (orangethroat darter) is the source of this 3200-nucleotide messenger RNA. It is a transcript of the gene malt1, whose product is annotated as MALT paracaspase 1. Gene Ontology annotation, molecular function: cysteine-type endopeptidase activity. The record is from RefSeq and is a predicted model, not a curated record. The transcript is spliced from 17 exons. NCBI's taxonomy places the organism in Eukaryota, Metazoa, Chordata, Actinopteri, Perciformes, Percidae. Gene Ontology annotation, biological process: proteolysis. Bases 178 to 2664 code for a protein of 828 amino acids.